Molecule: messenger RNA, 726 nt
Organism: Triticum dicoccoides
Lineage: Eukaryota; Viridiplantae; Streptophyta; Magnoliopsida; Poales; Poaceae
Exons: 2
Coding region: 102-566 (154 amino acids)
Source: RefSeq, a predicted model, not a curated record
CGUACGGUCCGACCGUCCGAGCCAAUCCAGGAGCGCCGCCGAGCCCUCCUCCCUCCCGUCCCGAUCAUUUCUCUCCGCCACCACCACCAGCCGCAAAAAAAAUGUGCGGAAAGGGCCGGAACAACGGGCUCGCGUCGCCGGCGGGGACAAGCGGCACGGCGACCGCCAUCGUCGCCCUCGCGUCGCUGCUCCUCGCGGCCUCGGUCGUCGUCUUCCUCGUGUCGCCGCCGGCGCCGGCGGCGGACGAGAAGCCCCCCGAGCCGGUGGAGCUCGCCAUCGGCGUCGCCGGGCACGAGGGCUGGCUGGACGCGCUCCGGGCGUGGGCCAAGCUGGCGUGCCUCAAGCUCCGCCCGCUCGAGCCAAGGUGUGAUCUGAGGAGCUCGGGGUCGAUGAAGAAGGCGGCCAAGCAGAGCCUGGCGAUGGGCAAGGAGGCCGUGGAGCAGACGGCGGUGUCGGCGGCGAGGGCCGCCGAGGAGACCAUCGGGAGGACCACCGAGAAGGUGCGGAGGAAGGUCUCCCCGUCGCCGUCGACGUCGUCGGCGCCACUCGCCGAUGGAGACCUGUGAUCUGCAUGCAGGUCGACGCAAGCGCCAAAAUUUUCCGAGCUGUAUCCCUCCACUUUAUGUUACCUGUAAGCUGUAGCUUUCUACUAGUGCGAGAAGAAAAGAUGGCCCCCUCGGCGAUAUGUAUGCGUAUGAAUAUCCUGCGAUUCUGUUUUUCUCUGUA